AUGCUCAUUAUAGAUGCAGAAGAUCCAGUCAAGUCCAAGCAGGAUCUCAUCGGAGGCAGCAACCCUUCGCUUGCAUCAUCAUCUUUGCAGCAGCCUCCUCCAACAUUCGAGGAAAGUGUUGCAGACAACGUUCUGCAUUUACCCGAAAACGACAAUUUGAAUUUUGCGCACGAAGAUGAUGAGGAACCGCCAGCCUUUGCCCCAUAUGAUGCCCACUUCUUUACUUCCCGUUCUGGUGACAUCAUCUCUCAUGAUCCUCAUCUCAAUGAUGACGGCGAAGCCCUAUACCGUUUCUUGCUCUCACAGGCCUCAACGCCACCCACCAUCAUCUUGCGAUGUCAAGGGUCACAUAACGAGACUCACACGCGGAUGGUCCACUCCCAUCACAAUGGGCAUUCCAGGAUGAAGACGGAGCAGUAUACCGAACGCAUAACAGACUUCGACUUUUGCAUAGACGUCGGACAGCACAUUUUUGGAGAGCCAACUCACUGGUCAUAUGCUGAUUCCACCCCUGCAUACAGGGGGCGUAUGUAUCAAGAAGUGGGCAUCUCAGCGGAGAAACGGAAGUCACAGAAGUCGGAAAGAAAGGCAGCAAAGGCGUGGGACAUUGAGCGCACUCGCAGGGGGUUCCCUCCGUGGAUCGGUAGUGACUACGCAUGGAGAGAGGACCAGCCAUACGCCAUGCAAACGAACUACCGCAAGUACUUGAAAGAAUUUAAUUACCACAAGAUUGUUUAUGGUUGGAAUUUUGAGGCCAUAAGGGUUGCUGCUAUUUCCAUCGUCAAUUCUACCCACUAUCGGGGCGACUUGUCCGUCCAGUUCGAGACAUCCCAAAAUCUCGUAUCUGUUCGGUCACACAACCGCCUUUCCCGCGCUCUUUCAAACCGCUGGAUCAAGUUUUUACUCUUCCUUACCUUCAUAUACCCGUUUAUAUGGCUAUUCAAACGUUUCCACUCACGCGGUGGUGGGCGCUGGGACGUCUGCGGUGGCGCAUAUGCGCUGAAGCGCGUCGAACAAUGUGCAAAGCAAUUUGCUCCCGAUGUGCACGCGGAGAGUCCUUUCCGUGAUGUGUUUGACACCGUGGAUGCCACCGCCCAAGGAUCUUCCCUCGCUGACCCUCCGGGCCGACGGACGAAAGUGGUUGGCAUGCGAGAAGGAGAGUGGUUUAGGCAAUGGGAGGGAACCAUCAGAAGAGCAGUGCAAAACAGGCUGCAGGACAGACAACCCUUGACAAUGCCUGAUGAUCACCCUGCGCAUGAGGCGUUAGUGUUGGAUGGGUAUUGA
This is a messenger RNA of Suillus bovinus, 1284 nucleotides long. RefSeq lists its product as uncharacterized. The record is from RefSeq and is a predicted model, not a curated record. The transcript is spliced from 4 exons. Bases 1 to 1284 code for a protein of 427 amino acids. Lineage: Eukaryota; Fungi; Basidiomycota; Agaricomycetes; Boletales; Suillaceae.